Necator americanus (New World hookworm) is the source of this 312-nucleotide messenger RNA. RefSeq lists its product as uncharacterized. NCBI's taxonomy places the organism in Eukaryota, Metazoa, Nematoda, Chromadorea, Rhabditida, Ancylostomatidae. The record is from RefSeq and is a predicted model, not a curated record. The coding region runs from base 1 to 312 and encodes 103 amino acids. The transcript has 3 exons.
AUGUCCUCCCUAAAUGACCCGUGGGAGCUUAUCGAUGUGAAAACACAGUAUAAAAUAGCACCGUGUUUUGAUAGCAGUCAUCGACGUCGACUGUGCAAAAUGUUCUUCUACAUAUUCAUUGCUCUGCUGGUUCUGAACGCAUUCGCCGACGAGGACUACGAAUACGAUGACUGUUACGACGAAUUAGAUGGCAAUGUCUGCAGAGUAUUAAAGGAGAGAAGUGCUUGCGAAAAGCCGGGUUUGAAGCAGGUCGCUGAGAUGUGCAGGAAAUCGUGUGGCCUUUGUGAAACGAAGGAUUCAUCCCGCAACUAA